Molecule: messenger RNA, 2133 nt
Organism: Stylonychia lemnae
Lineage: Eukaryota; Ciliophora; Spirotrichea; Sporadotrichida; Oxytrichidae
Source: the annotation of a GenBank genome assembly
AUGGAUUUCAAGACGAGAUUUUAGGGUAAAACCUCUAUGAUUACAAAAGAUGGAGGCAUAGAAACAGCAAUGGCAACAACUAAAGUUCCGAUAAAUAAAAUUGAUGUAGCAGGAAAUAGCAAUAAUAACUUUAACAAGGGACCUACUGAAUAGCUAAUCUCUUUUGGGGGAAACAGCUAGAGUAAUGGUUUCAACAUCUACAAUGGCAAUUAAUCCCAUGCUUCAGCAUUUGGGGGUGCUAUCAUAAAGACAGGAUAGUUUGGAGCAACAUAAUAAUAAUAAAGCUAGUACCAAAAUUUCAAUGACAAUAAUCAAAAAAACACUUUUUCCCCAAUAAAGUAAGCUGAUCUAGAUGAUUUGAGAGCUGAUAACAUUUAUCUAAAGGGUGGCAAUAACAUGGCGGAAGCUUUGAAAAAUAGCUCUAACUUAGCAGCAACAAAUGGACUAGGUGGUGGCAUUAGCAUAGCUAUGCGAAUGAAGUAAUAAAGAGAUGCAUAAUAGAAUAAAAAAGAUGAGGAAAAAACAAUAUAUAAUCACAAUCCCUUUAUGAGUAAUGUUAGUAAUCAAAAUGGCAAUGUAUAAGAUAAGUAGUUUUGGGCUUAGACCACCUCAUAUUCUGACAACUCUUAAAUUUCUCAAAAUCAAACUCCAAUCUCAAGUCAGUAAUCGUAGCGGCCUCAUAAUAUUCAUGUUAGUAGCACUCCUAAUCAAUUACCAUCUUAGUAAAUUAUAACUCCAACUUCAAACUCUAAGCCCCCAAGUCAGUAAAACAUUCGAAAAUCACUUGAAAAAUAGAGAUAGUCUAAUUUUGCUAGUGUAACUAAGUAGAUAAUUAAUACCACUAACAAUUCGGGUUAAAACUUUUAGAAAAAUCCCAUUGAUAAAAACGUUUCAACAAGUCAAGUAAGAUAAAAUAACAUAAAGGUAACUGAUAAUGGAACCAUUAGUGGAGGAAACUCAUAUUCUUAAUAAAUUGGAUUGAAUCAAAAUCUUAAGCAUCGAGCUGUUAGUGUAAGUAACACAAUUUAAUAGUAAAAUGAAAAUUAAGAUAAAACUAAUGUAAUACCAAAAAGAGGAGGUGCUUUUAGAAGUGCAGGGAUCAAAUCAUAAUAAACAGUCGAUGCCACUUCUAAGUCUGUCGAUAAGACAUAUUCUAGCUAAAAUGGUUUGCCAGUUAAUAAUGGAUUAGUAAAAGUUAAUACUCAUAAUUUAAUAGAGAACCCAUAUCAAUAGUAAAUAUCAGGUACAAAUUAAGGGAUGGGUCCUGGCUUCAUGACAGGAAUGAAUCAAAUCGCAGCAACUACGAAUUCCUCAAUGCUAACACCUGAGUAAUUACAACAAUAAAUCUUGAUGAUGCAACAUUAAAUGAUGCUUUUACAGCAGCAAUAAUAGUUUAUAUAUGGAGGAAAUAUCAGUAAUCUCCCACCAUAGAGUAGUCCUGCACUUCUAUAGAUGAAUCCCGGAUAACCCUCGUAAGAUGUUUAUAAAUAGUUUGAACUUGCAGACUAAAAAUACCAAGAAAAGGUUAAACCGCUUUCAGGGGUUGUCAACACAAAUUAUUAAUCCAAUAAUUUAAAUAAAGUAUCUUCAAACAUUCAACUAGGUCAAUCCUCAUCCACUACUACAUCAGGUCUUUACAAGCCCUACUCUGUUAAAGAAUACAAAUAAAUGCAAUAGACUUCCUAAUAAAUAAAAUUGGGAGGAUUAGGAGCAAACAUCGGAGGUGAGGAUUGGGAAAAGGCUAAGAAAAAACAAGAAUAAAUAUAAGAAUACGCAAAAUAGCUAAGAUUACAAAAUAUAAAUAAACCACCUCCAAUAAAAAAGAACAGAGAAGAAAAACCAAAGGAAAAAACAGCAAGAGAUAAAGCUAUUGAAUUCUCAAAGAAUGUACCAAAGCCUAAGAUGCGUGUAUAAAACGAUGACUCAUCCUCAAUAAUAGAAAAUCCUUACUAAAAUGCUUACUCCGAAUAAAGCUAAGGCUCUAAGUACCUAAAUAAUGAUCUUAAUGGGAUCGAAGAGGAGCCUUAUGAUGAGUAUGGUGUAACACUGAAAGGAGAAGACUUAGCAUAAUUAAACAUGAAGCAUGAUUAGUAUGCGAGUGAACUUGAAAAAAUAAAAUAAUUGAUUAUGUGA